AUGUUCGAGGGGCUGGUCAAGAGGCUCCUGGACACAUACCUCGCGCCGUAUGUGGACGGGAUCACGCAAAACCUGCAACUGGCGGUCUGGUCGGGCAACAUCGUCCUCGAGAACCUCACGCUCAAGACCGACAUCACCGAGAAGCUCGCCCUGCCCUUCGAUGUGCACUUCGGCAAGAUCGGACGCCUGAGCCUUACCAUACCAUGGGCCAGCCUCGGGGCGACGCCCGUCAAGGUACUCGUCGACUCGAUAUACGUCUGCAUCGGCGGGAUCGAGCGGAACAAGACGGACGAGGAGCUGCGCAGCUACGUGCGAUUGGCCAAGGAAAAGCUGAUCGGCGUGCUAGAGAAUGAGUACAGCGCGUUCCUCAACAGCCUGAACCAGAGGGGCAAUUCCACGUCAUCGUACCUCAUAAGGCUAUCGCAGAAGGUACUCAACAACAUACAGAUCGACUUCACAAACAUACACCUGCACUGCUCGGACACGCAGCAUGCCUUCGGGUUCAUCAUCGACUCCAUCUCGGUGCGCAAGUUCCGCAAGGAGGACGGCAAGGACGUGCUGAAGGUCGACACCAGCGACACCGUCAAGGAGGAACGGGUGACGCACGUGUGCUCGCUGCUCGGGUUUUCCAUAUACGAACGCGCCACUAAGGACUCGGAUGGCGCGGAGGAGAGUGAUGCCGAAAGUAGCAGACGUGACAGGGCAGUGGAGGGUGCCGCAGGCACAGUGGAUAGCUGCGAAAACGAUGUCGAUGACGAUUACAAACGUUUCGAUACGCCCUUCGAGGCUGAUCCCGCAGGUGGCUCGGCCGACACGGAGUCGCCGAGCGUCGAUGACGUACAGCAGCCAACGGGUGAUGCGCAGGGCAUCGCAAGUCCAAGUCAAACGCAGCGAGCUGAAACCAUGCUGCAGAAGUUCUCGACGGGCAAGCUGGAUUGCAACUUCUUGUUGGACAAGCUUUCCUUCCGUCUGUUCCUAGCGAUCAAUGUGAAGAACAAGUCGAUAUUCGCGUCACUGAGCGUCGGUGCUCAGGACUCCUCGGACGGUGCGGAUUCGUCUGUACCCGACUCGCUGCGCGUGGUGCUGUCAGUGGAGAGCCUUCGAGCGUUCGUGGCCAUGUGGAACGACUUCGUGAGCGAGCAUGAGCGCAGCGAGCGGUUGCUAAUGGAAAAGGCGUACACCGUGGAUCAGACACCCGAGGGCAUGAAGGGGAUUACUAGGACGGAGUAUAUCACGUUAUACGCCAAAAAGCUAAACGCACUACACUCAGGUGGCGAACAGCUCUCCCCCCUGGAGGAAGAGCGGCUGGCCAUUCUCACCGACGUCGUCUCCGCUCGGCACCUGGCUCGCUGGCGUUUCGCGGCUCACAAGCUAACUGCGGGGGCUGCUGCGGCCGAUUCCGCCAACAAGGCUCCAGCAAAGGAGUCCAGCGAACCUGGUCCGACUUCACCGGCGGCCACGACCACCACCUGGUUCGGCUGGCUCAGAGGACUCUCGUCGUCGAGCAAGAAACAAACUACUGCCACGCCUAAUGCGGUUGAAGACACGCCUCCUGGCGCGGAUGCCCAGGGUGCUCAAGCUUCUGAUGAACCGCCGACUGAUGCAGGAGGGGACACGAAUGACGUUAUUGUUGCUGGAGACGUGCCUGCAAUUGCGGAGGGUGGACUGCAGAGGUCGAUUUCCAGUGAUUCUGAAAACCCCCCGGUAUCGGCUAGAGAUACGAUGAACCCGGGAGACGUAAUGCUUUCGGAUGCCCCUAAUGAGCAUCGUGACGGUGCACCAGUUUUCGUGGAUUCGACGUCCACGGAGUUGCCGAGUAGUGCCAUGUACCCGGAGUAUGUCGAAGGCGCCGCUGUCAAGGGCGCCGAUCAAGUGGAGUGCCUUCCAGGCGGGCUUGUGUUGACGGGCGAGGAGGUGGAGCAGCUCAUGGACGCCAUGGCGCUUGGUGAGAUGUUCGAAGAUUCAAUGGCCACCAGCAACUACUACUUCGAGUGCGCGUUGCCUCACUUCGAUUUCGUGGUGGAUGUUGGCGGGCUGACUGGCUCGCCAAACGACUCGCUCUCAGUGUCGACGGGAAACCUACAGCUGCAGGUGUACCUGAAUGCGGCCGUUGACACCAGUGACCGCGACACAUACAACGCGUACCUCUACGUGAAUUUGGACUCGUUCGACGUGCGCUACAAAAACAAGGUUAUCAUGGCGUUCAUCAAGUCGGAGGACGUCUCAUCGACAGAUGAAGAGGCGGACGUUUAUGACGCCCAGUACGAGCCGGCACCAGUCGCAGACAGCUUCGCUAUAGAUUUGCGCGUGGUGCAUAAGGUCACCAACCAGGGCAAUCUCCUGAUGGUGACUGGCGAGCUCAAGCCCAUGGAGACGCACCUCAUACCCGUGGUGAUAUCGGAGUUCAUCGAGAUGCUGGUCUACAUCCAGCCCAAUGCCACAAGACGCACCACAUACACGAUACCCCCGAGUGUUGUCGAUGCCUGCAAAACGCCGGGCGCGGCGCUGGACAACAUCAGCAUGGUGUCCUCCGUCGAUGACGAGAUGUGGGCUGCGGAGCGCAAUGCGGCUCGCAUGGCAGUCGACCACCUGCCUGCGCUCUUCGCAUUUGACAUCAAGUUUGCGGCGCCCAUCCUGAUGUUGUACAACGGCGAAGGCGACCGCAUGAACGUGCGUUUCGGUACGCUCAAUCUGAAGAGCAACGGCCCGUGUCCGUUGUCCAACAUGUCAGGCACCAUCGAGUUGAAGGAAACGCAGGUGAGCUGUCUACGCAAAAACUCCGGCCAGACGCAGUGGUACAACUUCCUGAGACCGCUGCCAGUCAAGAUACACUACGAUUGCGACCUCGUGGCUCAUAACCUUAACGUAGACAUCAUAUUCGAGGAGCUCUUCAUGCAGAGCACGCCAUUGGACACCGCGGUUGUCUCGUGCGUGCUGGCGGAGAUCGCGGCGUGCCUGAUGGGAGCCAGGGCGUCAUUGCGCCGUGACCGCGAGGUGAAGCCGGCGGUUGAGGUUGAGCCGACGAAGAAGACCUUCGACAAAAUACCCUUCAACCUCAAGGCCAUGAUCAUAUUCCGGCACUCCGGUUUCUCCGUCUCGAACACUGACGGAUGCGACGUCUUCAGGUUGGAGGUGCACAAUGUGUCCCUGGAGCUGGAGUUGUCACGGAGCAGCUUCCGUGCUGUGCUGGGGCUGGAGCGGGUCAUGGUGUCGAACCCCGCCAUGGACAUGCCGCUCUUCUUCACCCAUCUCGACACAAUGCCGGUCGGGCGUUCUGCGUGGUUCAACGAGGACGACGACAACGAGUUCGAGGACGCGCUGGAAGAGACGGCGAAGUCGCUGCAGGUUGAAGUAACCAGAAACGAGUCGUGCCAGUACCGCAUUAAUGCCACCAUAACGGAGAUGGAGGGCAAUUGGCAGCACUCCAGCGUCAAAUUGAUCAUCGACACCAUCGAAGACUACAAGCAGCUGUACAUGGCCAAGGUGCUCAAUGAACACGACAAAACGCAGGAGGCCGAUUUGCCAGCUGAAGACGCAGGGUCGAUGACGAUUGGCGUCGCGAGUGGUUCUGAGACCAGCACGCCCAUCCUUAAGGCAGUAGAUGCGAGUGGUGGCAAUGCUGAAAAGGUUGGCUUUGCAACGACGCAACUACUGUCUGAUGAACGGGCCUCCUCUUCGAGUGUGGGCGAAGAAAUGUCAUCAGUGGCUUCGGACACGGAAGCCAUGUACAGGUUCAACUCGGCGCUAAUACGGGGCGAAACUGUAGCAUACCCCACCGAUGGCUAUGUGUGGCGGGAGGUUGAAGACUGCAACAUAGACCUGAAGGAACUUCCGACGCUGCUGUCGGAGGAGGAACGGCACGAGCACAAGGCGUUGAUCACGGUCUCAAUCAAGGGCGCAGCUGUUGUAUUCUGGAAUGCGGACAGUCAGGUGGAAGCUCGCCUGAGUGUUAGUGGCAUCGGGUACAAGCUCUUGAAGUACGGCAACGGGGAGUCCAUAUCGAAUCUGGAGAUCCGCACCGGGAAGCUGACGUACGGCGGCCGGUGUCUUUUGUCAUACACUGACACCAAGACGCUGGAAGAGGGGUCAAAUACGGACGAGCCACCGACCGCUGACAAGCCUCUCAUGACCCUGCGCUGGAAAAUGUAUGACAGCGCCAAACUGGGCGUGCCCUACUCCAUGUGUAUGAGAGGCGCUUUGGAACGUAUCGUGUUCGUCUAUUUCCAGCAGGAUAUUGUGAGGCUUAUGGACUACCUGGAUGACGGUAUAUUGAGUGUCUUCAUCUCGAGGUCGUACCACAAGGUCGUACAGGUUGCCGCAUCGACGCACAUGUUCUACAGUUUCUCAGUGGCGUCGCCGUGCUUUUUGAUUCCGGAGAACAAGGCGAUACUGCCCACUGCGAGCAAGGACCAUGUGGCUCCUGGUUCCACACUACCCAAUAACGUAACACGCUCCAGCGCAGCGCGCAUAUGCGUGCCGAUCGACACCGGCGAUGAGUUCUGUGCCCAAAUGGCAAAACGCUUAAGCGGAAUCGUGGAUACUUGGUACUUCGGCUCAUACCUGCUGUUCGAGUUGGGGCACCUGUACUUUCGCAACGGGUACACCCAGCGCGACGACAUUUCCAGGAAGUCCACCAUAUACCUCAAAAUGCUGGGCACGCGGGCAUCCAUCAUCGAGCAAACGGACGGAUCCACCGAUGUGAUGGGGAAGGUCCUCCAGUCAACGGAUCUUGCCGUCUGCUACAUCGGCGGCGGCAUGCUGGAACUGGGUAUCGAUUCUGACGCGUGGAUACUCAAGUUGACACGGACGCAACUGUCCUUCAUUAUCGACGUGUUCAACGAGAAUAUAUGCGGCUCUUCGUACAAGACGCGCAGCCACGUUAACGUUUCGAGCUCCGCGAAGCCGCCAUUCAGGUGUGGCAUCCGACUGUCGUUGAACCGUUUCGAGUUCGACACCUUGUUUUCGCCGGAGAAGCCCCUUGCCAGCCUGAAAUUCGACGGGAUCACGGUGUGUCUAAACUUUGGGGUGGAUACCGUACGCAUGACCUCGUGCUACCAGUUCGGCCUCUGUGGUAAGACGCUGACGGUUGACGACGAGCGGCCCAAUUCCGUCAACGUACAUCGCCGCUUGAUCAACUGCUUUGUGCAUGACGGCGAUGCGGCGUGUGCGGAUCUGGAUGACGACGCACGUGCCAUGGAGCCAAGUGUGACACGCCUUUUGCACAAUUGGCUGCGCCAGUACAAGAACAGCACGGGGCAUGACUUCUUCAGCAACGCCUCUUCGGCAGACAUUUACGGCAUCAAGGUGGUGGUUGUGAACGAGAAUAACCAGACGGGCGUCGAUUGUAUGGUGGCAAACGCCGACAUCUCACUGUUGUGCAUCCAUGCCAUGGACCUCCUGCGCUACUUCACCUUGUCGUACAGCAGCAGCUCCAUGGCGCUCUGCCCAAAGCAGUCGCACUCCACGCAAACUGUGUCGAACGCCAAGAUAUACACCUUCAAUUUCAAGGCCACAAACGGGAAGUUUAUCGCAUUCACGAGGAUGGACUCCACGAGCUAUCCGCAGCUGGAGCUCAGCACCGAUUUCUUCCUGGAGAUGACCAUGCAGAACGGCUCCUUUAACUUUUUGAAAGUUGAUGUGCUGGGGUGCAAGCUGGAGCGCGUAUACCCAGUCACCGCCAAGCGCCAGGUUUUGUGCAGUUGCCUCGAGGUGUACGGAAGCGGGCAGUACGUGAGCCAGCCGCAGGGGUACAAGAUGUUCUUCAACUUCACGAUACCGCCCUCAAACCUGACGCUGUACACGAAGGACUUGAGUGUCAUCUUGGCGGCCGUCACUGCCGUCUUAACGGAUGGGCCUUCAGCCGCGCCGCCUAGAGAUGAAAGCGACACUGCCGGGGACGGCGCGGGCACGCCGGGGCGGUUCCUGUCGGUUAGUUUCAACAUCAAGGGGAUCAAGGUCACUUUCUUCGACGACAUGCGCAAGUGCCUCAUACCGAUGAUGCGCCUGUCAGUCGCCAGUGAGAACAUCGAGUACAUGAGCCUGCCCAUAGAAAAGCGGUACACGGUGGUGCGGUGCUCAACCCGGCUCGAAUAUUUCAACGCCAUCAUUGGUGAUUGGGAGCCCUGCUUGGAGCGCUGCAACUGCAGCCUCGAAUACACCAACAACAUCGGAACUGAUCGCAACAGGCGCCGGCAAGGCAGGGUUCUGCGCCCGGGCAGUGAGGAUGAGUGGAAGGAUUUCAUCCCCAACAAGGUGUUGAAAAUAUCCAGUGCGCACAACAUCCUCAUCAACAUCACGCCAAGCCUCUGCCAGCUCCUGCUGUGGUUCAUACCCAUGCUGACCAACAACAUCCAGCGUGGUCUGGUGUAUACGGACACGGUUGAGGAGGAAGCCGAUCCGCAGGUGGAGAACAGCGCCUACAGGUACGUUAACUUAACGGGGCAUGACUACUACGUCUUUGCCUUGCAGAGCACCGGUGACUCCACAGGUGGCAUUAAGGGCCUCCGCGUUGUAGAAAAGUCGUGCGUGCCCCAAGAGCUGGAUUCCGUGGUGAGCUUUGUGAGCACGGACAACAGUAGCAGCGCCUGCAUCUACGUGAUCGCCUGCCCGCCACCGGCUCAGGUCACCGAAAUUUGUAACGAACUGGGUAUCGAGAACCGUGAACCAAUCGCUCGUGACUUGAUGGUGACACGCAACGCAGCGAAGACAAGGGCCAAUAUGGUCCAUAGCAAAUCGUACCUGCCGUCGAGUUACGCGGUGCCCUUCGAAAACGGCACUGUGGCGGCCAUGGUGCCACUGGCGCGGAACUGUUGCGUUUCGCUCAAGUGCCCUAUCGAAGACCUGGCAGGUACGUACAACAAGAAUACGCUCAUCUGCGAGGUCAAGAGCCCACAUCCAUCGCACAAGCUCCUCAUGUUCACGUCCACGGUACGGGUAUACAACAGGAGUGGCAUGCCGUUGCUGCUGUGUUUCCUGGACCAAAAAAUGAACGUGAUGUCGGUGUCCAGCCUGAAAACGCGCGGUGCGCCCAUAUCGAUUCUUGACAAAGGUGGCCCUGCCGGCGACGAGUUCGGAGAGACAACCACGGUUCACUUCCCCGAGUCGAACGUAAACUAUUUGCGUUUGCAGCAGGAAGAGGUGGGGUACACGAUGCUGCUGGAGCAUAACCACUUCGGUUCCGUGCCCGAAUGCGUUUUCCAAGGUCCGGCGCAUGCGGUGAUGAGCUUUUUGCCGGCGCCGCUGGCAAUGAACCGCCCCUUCAUGGAGGCGUUUUUCGACCGGGCCAAGCGUCAGGACGCUUCACGCACCGAGGCCUGGAUGAAACUAUCCAACACCAGCGGAUGGUCCAAGCUCAUCGACAGUUCUCGCCAUCUGGGAACGCGGGUACGGCAGUGCUACUGCCCCGGGUUCACCAAGUCGAGCUUCCUGUACUACGUGGUAUCGGUGGUCAAGCGCAAGAGUGCCUUCCCGGCCAAUGUCGAAAUGCGUGACAUCGUCAUCUACCCCGCCUUGAGCGUGAUGAACACGCUGCCAAUGGAGAUUGACGUGUGUUUCGGGGCUAAUGACAGGGUUACUGAGGACAACGCCUCAAGCUCGAAGAAGGCCGGCAACUACAUAGAGGAGUCCCUCACGCUGUUGCGGGAGUCCAUCACCCACAUAUACUCCCUGCCUCCGAAUGAGUCCCUGAGCUUCAUGGCCAAGAUAUGCUACAGCGGAUCGAACGUGUGGUCGGAUCGCGUUACGAAGAUAUACGGCACUUCGGAGACGCACACGAUGUUGAACCUCCCGAUAAAGGGGAUGGCGCCUGUGGAGGUGGAGCUCAUCCGCUACCCUGGCGGCCUCCCGGCGUCGUCAACGUCGUUCCAGGGGCACCUGAGUUUGAUCAUCAAUGCGCCGUGGUGGUUCAUCGAUCGCACGGGGUUGGGAAUAUCGUUCCAGAAGCGGCUCCCGCGCGCUGUCAUGCGUGGCCUGUCCUUCCUCUCGUCUGAGAACCAGGACGACACGCUGCACUUGUGCGUCAACAGAAAGGCGAUAGACAAGGUGGAGAGCAACGUCCGUAUGCCUGCAGUAGGAGGUUAUGCGUAUACCAUCGUGGAGAGCGGAGGGAAGCGUCAUUCGGUGUGUCUGGUGACGGAGAAAAUAAGCAUCAGCGGGCUGUCGAACCAUGUCACAUGCAGGAUAACGUCAGCGAUUCCGAGCUUCGUGUUCAUCAAUAACCUCAAAACACCCAUCUCCAUUCGCAAGGACUCGCGCACACCACAUAUCGUCGUGGAGCCUGGGCAGAAUGUCGCUGUGCCGUGGGUGCUUUCGAAGACGGUGGCCGACCCCGCGAGCGUGGUUUCCAAUGUCGCGCCCAUCGAGUUCAAGACCAGCGAUGAGGCGCAGUGGAGCAGCCCCAUCAUACCCUCUGAGAGCCAUUCCGGUAAAACGUACAUGUGCGUGAAGCAGGAUAAGAGCAACAAGCCGCUGGUGUUCUGUAUUUCCGUUGUGCCAAAGGGUGGCACCAAGUAUUGUUCUAUCGCAUAUCCGCAGUGCAACAACGAAGGUUUCGUUCUCUGCAACCAGUGCCCUUACAUAAAGGCAGCAAUGGUGCGCACUUUCCACCAGGGCGGCGACUCGGGCUCGAAGGGCAACGGCGUGUACUUCACCGCCAAAUAUGGGCAAACGGUGCAUUUCGGGUGGCAGCAGCCGUUCUUGAACAAGACUCGCCUGUGUCAGGUUAUGCUAUGGUUGGACAAGAAUACAGUCGCUCCAAUUAAGCCGUUAGUGAUCAACAUCGGAUCGCCUGCGUUCCGAUACCGCCAGGUUGAGGUGACCACACCGGAAUAUGCCAGCAAUCACGCAGUGCUUGUGUCAGCCGAGAACCGGGGGGACUACAUCGCCAUCGACAUUAAGCCGUCGGGACAGUACCUGGAAGUUGCGCGGACUUUGAACACCCAUCGCUCCGAAAACACCGCCUCAACCAGCAGCCAACCUGAAUCAGGUUCGCUGUCGCGGUCAAGAAAUUCCGAGAACGGUGACAACACUCCAGACCACCGUCAUGCUGGAGAUCCACGUGGUCCUCUGGAUUUGGACACCGAGAUCCUGAAAAACUCAGAGGGUAUUCUGGAGAGCAACGAGUCGGAAUACGAUGUCGGCACGGACACGCGCAGCAUGCAGAUACAGGUGCAACUGUCGCAAAUAGGUUUGAGUUUGGUAUCGCAUAACCUACAUGAGGAGCUGUUCUUCCUCGAAAUGUCCACAGUGUCAUUCGUCUCGCUGUUCAAUGGGGACCACCAGCGCCUGGAGCUCCGCAUUAGCGAUAUUCAGAUCGACAACCAGGCUGAGGAGAAGCACGCGGACGAGGACCAGUGUUCUACAAUCCUGGUCAACCGUCGCAAAACCUCCGGUCAAGAACACCAACGGCACUUCCUGCAGAUUUAUGUAGAUCGGCCCUUCGCAAGUUGCAAAGACCUGUGUCUGAAGAAGGUAUUUAUCGCUCUCGACGACCUGGAGGUGGAUAUUUCGGACGUCCUGCUCACUCGCGUCUACAACUUCUACAAGGAAUGCAUGAAGUGCAUGGGUAACUGGGGCCCGCAAGAGAAAAUUGAUCUGCGGACGAUUGAUUCAUGGGUGCAGAAGGAAUCGCAGGAGAAGCUAUCUUCAUUGGAGAAAAACCCUGUGCCUCCCCGCACAUUGGUGUUGGACUUCUUGUUCAUAGAACGGUUCAACCUGGUUCUGUGGUGCAGCUUUGAUCUGGAGAAGUUGCACAUGCUCGGCGACCUUAUGCGUGUGGGACUGCGGAUUAUAUGUGUUUCGCGUCAUUUCGAGCUCAUGGGUGCGCCUCUGCAAUUCCAGCAGGAGAACUUCUGCAACUCGCGCGGUUCGAUACGUUCGUUCUACGAAGAGAUCAAGGACAAGUAUGUUCACGCCGCGUUGAGCUGCAUAGGGUCGCUGUUGGGGUACAGUUCGCUGCUCAACAUCCCCAAGAUCCCCAUAAAUGUAGGCCGCAACACCCUCGAGUUCGCGGCGGAAGCUGUGGACAGCGUCAGCUCGGGCAUCGGAAGCUUGCUCUCCAAGUUCACCUUCGACAACGAGUAUAUUAACAAGCGGCAGCGCGACCGCAUGAACAAACCGUCGGGGAACAUGCGCGACAGUAUCGUGUCGGCUGGCAAGAGCAUCGGCGAGGGGUUCAUGUCACUGACGAACAUUGUCACCAAGCCUAUUGAGGGGGCCCAGAAGGGCGGCAUGGGUGGGUUCAUCCGCGGCCUCGGAAAGGGCCUGGCUGGCUCAAUAGUGAAGCCAAUCGACAAGGUGGGGCAGGCCGUCUCACACGUGUCGCGCACGAUCAAGGUCAACAUGUCCAGGCAGUUGGAUGGGCAGCGCUGGUCUGCGGAGCCAUGCCGCUGGCCUCGAAUGCUAUGGGGAGAAUACUCGCAGCUUAAGCCUUACAGCCUGAGCGAUGCGGAGAUCAAGCAGCAGCUGGGCCACAAGUUUUCGAAGCACAUCGUUCACUGCGAGACCGUGUCGAAGCACAGCCAUCCCCCAAGCCACAUUGCUCUGCUCUUCUACCCGUCGAAGGUGUAUUAUGUUGACCUGAAGCCGAAGCCUACCAUACUGUGGAAGGCGUCCAUCGCAGACAUUCAGGAGUGCCGGGCGUCGUGCUACGGCGUUAUCAUACGCGUUUCCGACACAACCCUGCAGGUACCCUGCACAAACGCCGGGAUCGUCUACUCGAUAUUCGUCGCGCUGCAGAACGCGAAGCGCCAGUCCAAGUCAUCGAUUGUCAUAGGCCCCGAGCUAUUCGAGUCGUACAAGUGA
Molecule: messenger RNA, 10800 nt
Organism: Babesia bigemina
Lineage: Eukaryota; Apicomplexa; Aconoidasida; Piroplasmida; Babesiidae
Product: VACUOLAR PROTEIN SORTING-ASSOCIATED PROTEIN domain containing protein, putative
Exons: 1
Coding region: 1-10800 (3599 amino acids)
Biological process (GO): protein retention in Golgi apparatus; protein targeting to vacuole
Cellular component (GO): extrinsic component of membrane
Source: RefSeq, a predicted model, not a curated record